Serendipita indica DSM 11827 is the source of this 3486-nucleotide messenger RNA. NCBI's taxonomy places the organism in Eukaryota, Fungi, Basidiomycota, Agaricomycetes, Sebacinales, Serendipitaceae. The record is from the annotation of a GenBank genome assembly.
AUGGUAAGGACAAUUAAGAGGAUCGUACCAGCAGCGAAUCCUAUUCAUGAGUACGAUGCCAAGCUGCUCCUCGCCUACUGGCUAGAGCGUGCCCCGGCCGUGUCCAAGACUGCAACCGUUUCCUCAGACUUUGUCUAUCCGUCUCCAAAGGUUGCUCAGAUCUCGUGGGAUCCAGAGACUGGUGCCAUCACGCCCGACACCCAGCUUCCUUCUUGGGUCUUCACCUCCAAGCUCGUAGCAAAGCCGGAUCAGCUCAUCAAGCGCCGUGGAAAGAGCGGUCUUCUCCUCCUCAACAAAGACUGGGAACAGGCCAAGCAAUGGAUCGCUGAACGAGCCGGCAAGGAGGUUCAGGUCGAGUCGACAAAGGGAACGCUUAAAAACUUUAUUGUAGAGCCUUUCCUCCCACAUCCAUCCAACACAGAGUACUAUGUCUGCAUUAAUUCCGCUCGCGAGGGCGACUACAUCCUCUUCACACAUGAAGGUGGCAUCGAAGUUGGAGAUGUCGAUGCGAAGGCUCUCAAACUCUUGAUUGCCGUCAACCAGCCCUUCCCAAGCCGCGAGGAAAUAAAAUCGUGCUUGCUCGCCAAUGUCCCGGCGGAGAAACAGGACACACUUGUCGACUUUUUGACACGGCUCUACUCGGUCUAUGUCGAUUUGCACUUUGCAUACCUUGAGAUCAACCCUCUUGUGUGCCUCGACGGUGUCGACGGAAAGCCUCCGACGAUCCACUACCUCGAUAUGGCUGCCAAGCUCGAUCAGACCGCCGACUUUAUUUGCGGUCCCAAAUGGGCCAUUGCUCGUGACUUGACUGUCUACGAUCAGGCCGCUACGACCGCAGCAAAGAAGGGCGGUGUCAGUGCAGACCGCGGACCACCAAUGGUGUGGCCUGCACCAUUCGGUCGUGACUUGACCAAAGAAGAGGCCUACAUUCAAAAACUCGACGGCUCUACCGGCGCCUCGCUCAAGUUGACCGUCCUCAAUGCCGAAGGUCGCAUUUGGACCAUGGUUGCCGGUGGAGGUGCUUCCGUCGUCUAUUCGGACGCUAUUGCUGCUCACGGCUUUGCUCACGAGCUUGCAAACUAUGGCGAGUACUCUGGUGCUCCCACCGAAGGUCAAACCUACGAAUAUGCAAAGACUCUCAUUGAUUUGAUGACUCGUGGCACUCCUCACCCUGACGGCAAGAUCCUCAUCAUUGGUGGUGGUAUCGCCAACUUUACCAACGUUGCCGCUACCUUCAAGGGCAUCAUCCGCGCCUUGACCCAGUACAAGGCACCUCUCAUCAACCACAAGGUCCGCAUUUUUGUGCGCCGUGGUGGUCCAAACUAUCAAGAAGGUCUCAAGGCCAUGCGCCUCCUCGGAGAGUCCCUUGGCGUCCCGAUCAAGGUCUAUGGUCCCGAGACACACAUCACCGACAUUGUUCCUCUCGCUCUCGGCAUCACCAAGCCUAAGCGACCAUCCAACGGCACUUACUCUGUCGUCCAAUCGACCCCCGGUACCCCACCACCAGCCAUCCGUGGCUCCAUCGAGGAGCCAGAGGCAGUCGGUAUUGUUGGUCCUCAUGGCCAACGCAUCCAGCCAAACGACCAGAUUGUCCACUUUGAGACCACAUCGUCGACUCGCCCGGCCUACAGACCAUUUGAUGCGCAAACGCGCUCGUUUGUCUAUGGUCUUCAGCCUCGUGCUAUCCAAGGCAUGCUCGACUUUGACUACAGCUGCGGUCGUGAUACGCCAUCUGUAGCGGCCAUGAUCUAUCCGUUUGGUGGUCACCAUAUCCAAAAGUUCUACUGGGGAACCAAGGAGACUCUCCUCCCGGUCUACACGUCGGUGGAGGAAGCUGUCAAGAAGCACCCAGAGGUUGACUGUAUCGUCAACUUUGCCUCGUCACGUUCCGUCUACUCUUCGACUUUGGACGUCCUGCGCUUCCCUCAGAUCAGGAGCAUCGCUCUUAUUGCCGAGGGUGUGCCCGAGCGUCAUGCUCGUGAGAUUCUUCAUCUCGCAAAGGACAAGGGUGUCCUCAUCAUUGGUCCCGCAACUGUUGGUGGAAUCAAGCCUGGCUGCUUCCGUAUCGGUAACUCUGGAGGUAUGAUGGACAACAUUAUCGCCUCGAAGCUCUACAGGCCCGGUUCAGUCGGAUACGUCUCCAAGUCUGGAGGCAUGUCCAACGAACUCAACAACAUUCUCUCGCUCGUGACCAAUGGUACCUACGAGGGUAUUGCCAUCGGUGGUGAUCGCUAUCCUGGAUCAACUUUCAUCGAUCACCUCCUGCGCUACGAGGCAGACCCAGACUGCAAGAUGCUCGUCCUCUUGGGUGAGGUCGGCGGUAUCGAGGAGUACCGAGUCAUCGAAGCUGUCAAGACUGGCCAGAUCAAGAAGCCCAUUGUCGCAUGGGCGAUUGGUACUUGCGCAAAGAUGUUCACCACCGAGGUUCAAUUUGGUCACGCCGGCUCCAUGGCCAACUCUGAUCUUGAGACGGCCGACGCAAAGAAUGCUGCCAUGAAGGCCGCGGGCUUCAUCGUCCCAGACACCUUUGAGGACCUCCCAACCGCGUUGAAGGAGACAUACGAGUCGCUCGUACAAGCUGGUACCAUUGUACCCAAGCCCGAGCGGGAGCCACCCGUCAUUCCAAUGGACUACAAGUGGGCUCAGGAGCUCGGCAUGAUCCGCAAGCCAGCUGCAUUCAUCUCGACUAUUUCCGACGAACGUGGUCAGGAGCUCAUGUACGCCGGUAUGCCCAUUUCGGAUGUCUUCCGAGAGGACAUUGGUCUCGGCGGUGUCGUCAGCUUGCUCUGGUUCAAGCGCCGUCUCCCACCGUGGGCAUCCAAGUUCAUUGAGAUGGUCCUCAUGCUCACUGCCGAUCACGGACCUGCCGUGUCUGGCGCGAUGAACACUAUCGUCGCCACGCGUGCCGGCAAAGAUUUGAUCUCUUCGUUGGCAUCGGGUCUCUUGACCAUUGGUAGCCGCUUCGGUGGUGCCCUUGAUGAGGCUGCGACAAUGUUCUCCAAUGCCCGUGACGUCGGAUUGACGCCUCGCGAGUUUGUGGACGAGUCGCGAAAAGCCAACAAGCUUAUCAGCGGUAUCGGUCACAAGAUUAAGAGCGUCAAUAACCCAGAUCAACGUGUCGAGCUCGUCAAGGCGUACGUUCGCAAACACUUCCCCAGCCACUCGCUGCUCGACUACGCUUUGGCUGUCGAGAAGGUAACGACGGCGAAGAAGGAUACGCUCAUCCUCAACGUCGAUGGGUGCAUCGCCGUCUGCUUUGUCGACUUGCUCCGCGACAGUGGCGCUUUUACUCGUGAGGAAGCUGACGAGUACAUUAAGAUUGGAACCCUCAACGGCCUCUUCGUUCUCGGCCGUAGCAUCGGUUUCAUUGGCCACCAUCUCGACCAAAAGAGACUGCGUGCACCUCUCUACCGCCAUCCGGCCGAUGAUAUCUUCAUCUCCAUGAAGGAUGUGAUGGAGCCUCGUGUUAUCGCAAAGGUUCAAUAA